Acipenser ruthenus (sterlet) is the source of this 1332-nucleotide messenger RNA. Its product is annotated as small ribosomal subunit protein uS9m-like. The transcript has 11 exons. Gene Ontology annotation, cellular component: mitochondrial small ribosomal subunit; ribosome. The record is from RefSeq and is a predicted model, not a curated record. Bases 49 to 1224 code for a protein of 391 amino acids. Lineage: Eukaryota; Metazoa; Chordata; Actinopteri; Acipenseriformes; Acipenseridae. Gene Ontology annotation, molecular function: structural constituent of ribosome; RNA binding. Gene Ontology annotation, biological process: translation.
CGCGCGCUGUUGCUACGUUCCUGCGCUCUGCGGCGAAGUGUGUCAAAGAUGGCAGCCUCCAGUGGGAGAGUGUUGAAGUCCUUUGUGCAGGGAUGUUGCGGUUGCUCCUCCGUGAUACUGCCGUCAAUAACGAGAAAUGUUAUUCUUCAAAAACCGGCAGUUACGGUGUUAGCAAGGCUAGUAUGCACCAGCUCAACGCUUCAACGAAAGAACAUAGCAGCAGCAGGUCCAGAGAAGUACACACAGGAAUUCAUCAAGAAGCAGAUCGAAGAGUUUAACAUUGGAAAGAGACACCUGGCUAACAUGAUGGGUGAAGACCCAGAAACGUUUACUCAAGAGGGUAUUGAUAGGGCGAUUGCCUACCUUUUCCCUUCUGGAUUGUUUGAGAAGAGAGCUAGGCCUGUCAUGAAGCACCCAGAUGAGAUUUUUCCUAAGCAGAGAGCUGUCCAAUGGGGAGAAGAUGGUCGACCCUUUCAUUUCCUUUUCUAUACGGGCAAACAGUCCUACUACUCGCUAAUGCAUGACACGUUUGGAAAGUUCCUGGACAUUCAGAAAUAUCAAGACCGUAUGCGAGCAGAGGGUCUUUUUUCACAAGAAACUAAACAAGUAAACCUGACUGGCAGCAGGUGGAUGAUUAAGGAAGAGCUAGAAGAGAUACUGGUGCAGCCAAUUUCAGAUCAUGAUUGUCUGCGCUUCAUCCAGCUGCUAGAGCGAAUCCUGGCUCUUCCGUACUGCAGUAUGGAAGAGGAGUAUAUUCAGAGGUUCCGUCGGGCACUGGAAGUACAGUCAAAGAAACAGAAGAUUGAGCCACUGCAGUAUGAUGAAAAUGAAGUGGCCUUCAGCACUGGAGAAGGUAGAAGAAAGACUGCCACAGCAACAACAAUAGUCAGAGACAAUGGAUCCGGAAACAUAACUGUAAAUGGUGUGGACUAUUUGCACUACUUUCCUGUACUGCAAGAUCGAGAGCAGCUAAUGUUCCCGUUCCAGUUUCUGGACAGACUGGGUAAGCAUGACAUGGAAUGUAAAGUAACUGGAGGCGGCAGGUCAGCACAGGCCGGUGCGAUCCGAUUGGCCACUGCUAGAGCUCUGCUCAGCUUCGUCACAGAGAAUGAAGUGGAGUCCAUGAGGCAGGCUGGUUUGCUGACCCCUGACCCCCGUGUGAAGGAGCGGCAGAAGCCUGGACAGGAAGGAGCCCGGAGGAAGUUCACUUGGAAUAAACGAUAAAGAGGAGCGCCAGCAUCAAAGCGCAUACGAUUUACAUCCAUAACAUGCGUUCCUGUAAACAAUUCUGUACUGAUAAUAAAAGUAUUAUUAUUUUUUAAAAUGUAAUAA